Dermacentor albipictus is the source of this 2984-nucleotide messenger RNA. RefSeq lists its product as uncharacterized. Gene Ontology annotation, biological process: transmembrane transport. NCBI's taxonomy places the organism in Eukaryota, Metazoa, Arthropoda, Arachnida, Ixodida, Ixodidae. Gene Ontology annotation, molecular function: monocarboxylic acid transmembrane transporter activity. Gene Ontology annotation, cellular component: membrane. The record is from RefSeq and is a predicted model, not a curated record.
GCCGGGAGGGGGAUACAACUGCACGAUGCGGAGAGCCUGGAUUGAGGCAGCAAGGCAGCUUGUCAGUCAAACUGUGAUCGCCUCUGCUCUGUACAGUGCAGAAACACACGGGACGGCUGAAGCAGGAACCUUCAAGAAUGCGGACGAAAAGUUGGACUCUGAUGGUGGCAUUGUGAUCGAAAGGCUGGGAAGCUCGUGUCGUACGACCACUACCUUUUUACCACUGCGGUUCCGGUGCCGGUCGUGGCAGGAGCCUUGGGACGAGCCCUUGAAGAGCGUAGCCAAGAGCGAUGAGUCGGCGGAGAAAAAGGAGGAGGCAGCGGAUGCCGGAAGUUCUGCGCAUGUCGCGCCCUCUGCCUGCCCCGACGGUGGCCUAAGCUGGUUCAUCGCUGCGCUCUGCUUCCUGGUGAACCUGCUGUUCUCCUCCUUCUUCCGCUGCGGCGGUCUCUUCUUCACCUCGAUCAUGAGCACGUACGAGGCAACACGCGGCUAUGCUUCUCUUCCGUUGAGCAUGUACAGCGGAUUCACCAACCUAUCCGGUCUCAUUGCGGGGCCACUAAUCCACUGGUUUGGUGUGCGGGCGGCGGCCGUGCUGGGCGGCUUCGUGAUGGCCAUGGGCUGCAUGAUUUCCUACUUUGCUACCGGCAUACCUUUUCUCGUCGGUUCCCUGGGAGUUCUUGCUGGUUCUGGUCAUGGAAUACUAUACGGCUGCGUCAUCGUCGCCAUCAACGAGUACUUCGACAAACGGCGAGGUGUAGCUUUGGGCAUCAACUUGACUGGUGCAACGGCAGCGUCCUUCGUCUUUCCAAGUAUUUUCGAUCUGCUCCUGUCAGAAUAUGGCUUGCAUGGAACUUUGGCUAUUACAGGAGCCCUGUUACUCAACAUUCCCGUGCUAGGCUUCCUUUUUCGGAAACCGCCGUGGCACGAAUCUGUGAUUGAUACAAGCGAGGCAGUUAAAAAGUGUGCACAGAAAUUUAGCGCUGAACAGAUUACGACAUGUUCUCUCAAGAAUCUCCACGCUGAAGAUGGAAAGCCGUCCACCGUAGUUGCCCAUCACACUAUGUUAUUAAAGCGCAGAGGGACACUUAUGACCGUACCGGACGAGGAGGCAAUAAUUCAGAAGAGACUUACCUUAUCCAGUCAGCCGGAAGGUUUGACUAAGAGAAAACCCACGGUCGAAAAUGCUCUUCAUGACACAACAACUGAAGAUGCAAUGAACAUGGCGUGGUCGAGGAGAGGGACGCUUUUGAGCGUUGCUGGAUCCUUGCUUGAAGAGGACAAAACCUUGUCUUCUUCGAGGCGAGGAACAGUUAUAAGCCUAACACGAACGGGUUCUGCCAUCGGCGAUCUCGACCUUAGAAAAAUCGCCCUUCUUCAAGAGGCGGUAGAGCACCUGACUUCUGUGAACACAGCUCCAACCGCGUUCGAGGAAAACGCAGCAUUCCUCGGCAGCGCACAGAUCCCAGAAGAGAGGGCUAGGGUUGGAAGCGAGCCAAGUUUUGUGGGAGACUGUGGUGGUGCCAGUCGCGCGGUCGCUUCAAGGCGUAGCACGGUCACAAGCCUAGCAUCUCGAUGUCAGAUAGAAUUGCCCUGCAAGACGGACGAGCCUAUCCACAUAGUCAUCCAUGCAGAGCAAGGCCGCUCAUCCGAUUCGGCUCUCAUUAGCGCCAAAGAAGUCUUGCGACUACCACGUUUCUACUGCCACAUGUUGAGCUAUUUCUCCUACGUCUUCUUCCUGGACACAUUCCUUGCCGUUGCAGUAGACUAUGCUGUCGACGUCGGUAUUGACAGUGCGAGUGCCGUGUUCGUGCUCACCUUCUUUUCGGUGACAGACACCAUUGGCCGUCUAUUCGUUCCCUUGCUCACGGACUAUAAGCUCGUGUCACCGCUUAGCCUGAUGUGCCUGUCGUACCUAGCGAUGGCUGUCAUAGCGCACUCGAUGCCCUACGCGCAGAACCUCGUCCCUUUCUGGGCGUGCAUGAUUACCCUGGGAUUGCCCGUCGGCUACAUACUGGUGGCUGUCUCCGAAGCCAUUGCCGUAGAAGUUGGCCUUCGCAACUUACCCAUCGCAUACGGCUUUGUGGCUGGAUUGACUGGUGUCGGAGCCUUCUUUAGGCCAGUGGUCAUAGGUUUCUUCCGGGAUAAGUACGGAUCAUACGACGGUCUUUUUCGAACGAUGGGAUCGAUGGUGCUGUGCUCUUUCCUGCUCACUGCUCCACUCUGGGUCCUGGAUCGACGGAGGACAUCGUCGCCAGCCACCAGCAAAGCCAUGGACUCGGACGACAUCGUCACUGAUGUUGGCUCCGCUCCGUCUGCAGACCACCAUUCGUAACGAGCGAACCAUGAUUGCCCAUGAAUAACGACGAUGAGGGCACAGAGCAAAGUGCCUUGCAAAAUACAAGCGCAUUCGAGCACGGCACUCAGGUUCUCCGAAAUGGGAGUAGGCGAGCAGCAGUGUGAGGAAACGUCUCCACCGGCACCAUCGAAAUGAGGCGGGAAACAACUCCGCCCUCCCUCACCAUGUGUUGAGGGCAUAACCUAUUCUUCUAAUAUAACAAAUUAUAAUAAGAGCGCUUUUCAUAAUAGCGAAAAUGUAUGUGUAGCCCAAAUAAACGAGUCAGCUCAUACACCCCCCCCCCCCUUCCACUUCAGUUCAGUUCAGUUCAGUUCAGUUUAUUCAGACAUACAUUGCCUGGGUUGAAAGGACUAAAAGGCAGAUGAGCUCGUCAUCGUCUUACCUUCGUCUUACUUACCUUACCUUUCGUCAGGAGCACAGGCUGCUGAGUUUUUUUAGCACAGGAUGCCAAUCACCGGUCAAGUGAGUUUUUUGUCACUCGGUCCAUCUGGCCGAAGGAAGUAAGGUUGAUAAUCGCUGACGACUUGCCAGGCGGAACAUUCCAGGUAAUGCAAGAAUGUUUUUUUUAUUUAUUACUUUUCUGUGUGUGUGCGGCCGUGUGCCAAAUAAAUAUUGUCAGUGGGGAUGA